Labrus bergylta (ballan wrasse) is the source of this 3576-nucleotide messenger RNA. RefSeq names its product solute carrier family 1 member 6 (gene slc1a6). Lineage: Eukaryota; Metazoa; Chordata; Actinopteri; Labriformes; Labridae. The record is from RefSeq and is a predicted model, not a curated record. Gene Ontology annotation, molecular function: glutamate:sodium symporter activity; neutral L-amino acid transmembrane transporter activity; L-glutamate transmembrane transporter activity. Gene Ontology annotation, biological process: L-glutamate transmembrane transport. Gene Ontology annotation, cellular component: plasma membrane.
CUUGAUAGUAAACCUGGAGGUAACAUUGAAGACGGUGAUGGGAGAUGUAGUGAGUGGGCUACAGCUUUAGUUCAUUAUUAUGUGCUGCGUGGUUGUGGCGAAGGAGAGAGAGAGAGAUAGAUAGAUAGAUAGAUAGGGAGAGAGAGAGAAAGAGAGGUGUCCAUAUGAUGAGACGGUGUGAGGAGCGUCUUGGAAAGGCAGAGGUGUGAAAGAUUUUAUUUGUCUGCAUAUCCAGGAAGGAAAAGUGGAAGACCGACGGAUUUGUGUCCUCAUGACUGCUUGACUCAAGUAGCCUAGGCAGAAACAGGUUUCUCACGAGACCUGCCUCUUGGAUCAGGUGCUUGAGCUGAUUAUGAAUGAGAAGUCCCCAAACAGUGCCAGUCUUUUCCUUAACGAGGACUCGGACAAACCCCAACUGCCAGAGAGAGGAGACUUGAAGAGGCGCAUACGCAGGGCCAUGGAGAAGAGAGCCAGCAGCAUAAAGGAGAGGAUGGGCUCCAUCAGUCGAGAGAGCAUCAAAGGUUUCCUGAAGAGGAACCUGUUUGUACUCUUCACCGUUGCUGCAGUGGCUCUAGGUGUCAUCCUAGGCUUUAUUUUACGCCCUCACAACCUGUCCCAGAGGGAGAUCAAGUACUUUGCCUUUCCAGGGGAACUGCUAAUGAGGAUGCUUCAGAUGCUGGUGCUGCCUCUCAUUGUUUCCAGUCUGGUCACAGGUAUUUCUUCCUUGGACAGCAAAGCCUCUGGUAAAAUGGGUAUGCGUGCGGUGGUGUACUACAUGGUCACCACCCUGCUGGCUGUCUUCAUCGGCAUUGUCAUUGUGAUAAUCAUCCAACCUGGGAAAGGAAGCAGGGACAGUCCUGUGGCCAAGAGUGGAAACAUAGAACCAGUUCAGGCUGCUGAUGCUUUCCUGGAUCUCAUUAGGAACAUGUUUCCUCCCAAUCUUGUUGAGGCUUGUUUCAAGCAGUAUAAAACUGUGUACAAGAAGACUGUGCACAUAAGGAACGUGACAGUUACACUGAAUCUCACCGACACUCUCAACGUGACAGACUCUAGCCUCAACAUGAACCUCAGCAGAGUGCUGCACACCAUACAGGAGACAGUGGAAGAGACUGUACCUAUGUCCGGCUCCUCUAGUGGAGUGAACGCUCUGGGUUUGGUGGUUUUCUCCAUGUGCUUCGGUCUUGUCAUUGGCAACAUGAAACAGCAGGGUCAGGCUCUCAGAGACUUCUUUGACUGCCUGAAUGAAGCCAUCAUGAGGCUAGUGGCCAUCAUCAUCUGGUAUGCUCCAGUGGGCAUCCUGUUCCUGAUUGCAGGGAAGAUUGUAGAGAUGAAGGAUCUGGCACAGGUGGGAGGCCAGCUUGGGAUGUACACUGUGUCGGUCAUUGUGGGUCUUCUCAUCCAUGGUCUUUUUGUACUGCCAUUACUCUUCUUCCUGGUGACCAGGAAAAACCCCUACAGCUUCAUUGGUGGCCUGCUACAGGCGCUCAUCACUGCUUUUGGAACUUCAUCUAGCUCUGCUACACUGCCCAUUACCUUCCGCUGUCUAGAAGAGAACAACCGUGUGGACAAAAGAGUGACACGUUUUGUCCUCCCUGUGGGAGCAACCAUCAACAUGGAUGGAACUGCUCUCUAUGAGGCUGUGGCAGCCAUUUUCAUCGCCCAAGUCAAUGACAUGGACCUAAACUUCGGCCAGAUUCUCACCAUAAGUAUCACGGCAACCGCUGCCAGCAUCGGAGCAGCAGGCAUCCCUCAGGCUGGCCUGGUUACCAUGGUGAUCGUAUUGACAUCGGUGGGACUGCCCACAGAGGACAUAACACUGAUCAUUGCUGUGGAUUGGUUCUUGGACCGUUUGCGUACCACCACCAAUGUGCUGGGUGACUCGCUAGGGGCUGGCAUAGUGGAGCACCUUUCCCGAGGAGAACUGCAUUGUCAGGAUGCUGAGGUUUGCAACUCUGUACUUGAGGAGAACGAGAAGCCCUACCAGCUUAUCUGCCAGGAAAAUGAUUCACACAAUCACCACAACACUGAGACUAUAAUGUAAGACCCUUGGGGAUUCACUUACAACGAACAUUUAGCUAGAAGGUUGGCUGUACGUGAAAGUCUUAGGAAAUAAUAGUUCUUGGUCAACUCAGACAGUGUUUGGGAUGUCCAGAGCCAUGUUUCUGGCCGUUUAAUGACAGACAAAAAGUACACGAGCUGUCUUGUAGGAACAGUAUCAAUCCUACACCUACAAUCUGAUUCAGUGUUUCUGCCUAGAGUUCCAGUUAUUUCGGGGGCAUUUUGCUGGUUUGUAACUGUCUAUUUCAGUGUCAGGCAAGAUAAUUAUGUCAAAAACUGUUGAAAGUAUUUUUCAUAGUCUUCAGCUUCAUUGUGUUUUCAAAAUCUUCUAUUAUUAUUGAUCCAUACAGAGAGCCUCAUAAACUCCUAACCAGCACUAGUGUUAAAAUACACAGACACCACCAUUCAUAAAAAAAAAGGAAACAACAGAUUUUCUCCUCUUGUGAAUAGUUUAAUCACACAAAACUUUGCAUUUUCUGUUGCAUCAUUUUCUCUUCCAUAAACACUCAUGUUUGUGAGUAUCGCCGUGACUACCUCUAAUAGGAUUUAGAGGUUAUAUAUGGAUCUUCUACAGCAACCACAUGAAACACACUGAAGCAUAUCAGCAAGUUGUAAAUACAUCAGUCUUAUAAUAGUUUUUCUUGUUAUUUAAGUUUGCUUGCACAAUGUUGUCAUAAAACUUUGAAUGUACCUGACUGUUAAACACUCAAGAAGUGUGCUAAAGAGAAUAUUUGCUACCUGUUAUUCUUUAGUUUAAAAAGUUUUUUUUGUAACUAUUUGUUUUGUAUUUCAAGUGACUGGUUAGAUUGGUAGAGUUUUCUUUUGGGGGGGGGGAGUAAUGCUUUAAACAUGUAGGACUGUUCUGCUACAAAGUAAUGCCACAGGAAGAGCUGCAGUGAUACUCGUUCUUUUUCCUUUAAUCAACACAAAUAUUCAGAUUCUUAAAGGCAGAAGUAUCCUCAAAAACAAUGACUGAUUUUAAUUCAUUUUUAGUUAAAAGUUCACCUUUUUCUUUUUGAGUUUGAUCAAUCUUGCAUUUGAUUAUUUGUAAGAUGCCUUUCUUUUGAAGUAUAACUGUAGUGUCAAGACUAAUAGAGAACCUUUUGUUUUUGAUCACAGAGAAUGCUUUGUAUAAGUUUACCCAUACAUCUGCCUGUAUUUUUAUUAUUAUCAUUAUUGUGGUUCUAUUUUGACUUGAAUAAUAUAUUGCAAGCUAAUGACUGAUUAAUUUAGUAUUGUUUUGUGUAGAGCUACUGUGAAGAACGUUUGUAAAUGCCUUGAGAAAUUGAAUGUACAUUUAAAUUGUUGCUGUUGAUUGUUUUAGAGGAAGUGUAGUUUAGUAUUAUCAAAGUGAAAAGUUACCAUUUAACUAAAAGCUCUUCUAAUUUUGUUUGACUGUAAUGCUCAUUAAGGGUUUUGCUUUGGUUUUAAUGCUUGGUGUUAUUUUAGUAAAAAAAGCUCAACAUUUUGAUGGACAGCUUCUAUAAAAUGUGACAAAUAAAUGGCUCAGGAAUUAAA